UGAUCGUCAACCUGCUAACCCGCACCUUGCGCCUUCCUUCCUGUAUCUGUAUCCGCACGCUCAUUCACUAUCCGUACCUUGCCGUCAUUCUCUGCUUUUGGCUCGCCUCCGCUUAAACCCUGAAAAUGCUCCCCCUCCUCGUGUUCUUUUCAUCUUGACUUUCGGCUCGUUUCGACCUUGUUUAUCACUCCUCACUCACUCACUCCUCUUCCUCCUCCUCCUCCUCCUCCUCCUCCUCCUUCUCCUACUCCGCCCCGCAUUCUUCCCUACCGAUUCCCUCUUACUUAUCCUGUUGUCUCCUCUCGUCACCUAUCGAUACCCUUUUCCUUGUAAUUACCUUCGCUUUGGGAAUCGGGUUGUCGUCACACCGAGGACAUCGCAAACGUACACGCGCCCACCUAUUGUAGAACCAAACACCGUCGUUUCCUUGGCUCUACCCGACCUUAUUUUUCUUACCACUCGAGUCCCACGACAAUAACAAUUGGUUCCCUACACUGCCUACAACCAGAGUCGGAUUUGAUAUCCACUCACCAGUGCGUUUAAUAGACCGCAAUCCUACAGCGAGUGGUCUGUCCGACCUGGAACAGUCUCCGUUGUACGGCCAGCAUUCCACCUGCUCCCUCGAUUAGGCACGACAGACCCCGUACAUAUUCCGCCUCGUCGGCAUGCCGGGACCUCUCUCGCCGCGCCAUUCGGGAUUUAUGCCUAUAAACAACUCUCAGUCCAACGACAUGCCUGACAGCGACAUCCCCCUGACCCAGGUCAGGAGCGCCGCCUCGACUGGCGCACGAAAGGCCACCAUGAACACCUCCAGCGAGGAUACAGGCUCCGGCACGAAUGAGAAGCAUGGCAUCUUUCACCACCACAACAAUAACAACAAGGGCGGCCGCCGCAAGAAGCACGGCGAGCUAGGCCGCAAAGGGACCGGUGGAUCUGACGAUGUCAAGGUCAACGCCAUGGGCAGAUUCUACAACAAGAUCACCGGCGCCUCUGUUGUCACCCGCUAUCUGGUCUACAUCAUCCCCAUCGGCAUUCUUCUCGCCAUCCCCUUGAUUGUCCUUCCCAUUACCGGCCACCGGAAGGAUGUCCUCGUGGGAGGGACCAAGGGCAAGCCGCUGUUCGAUCUGUUUCUGUGGAUCGAAAUCGCCUGGCUCACUCUCUGGGCUGGCAAAUGCGUCGCCUGGGUCCUCCCGCACGCCUUCAUGUUCUUCUGCGGAGUCGUCAGUUCUGGCACACGCAAGUAUGCUACCGUCCUCUCCAACCUGCAGAUCGCCCUCUCGCUGUUCUUCUGGGCCCUUGCUUCCUGGCAGUCCUUCCAGGCUCUCUUCAAGGCCCCCAACGAAGCCGACCAGGCCUCGUGGAUCACCACCAUGAUUCGCCUCUUGGGCGCUACCUUCAUCUCGUCUGCUGUCUACCUCGGUGAGAAGGCAAUUGUCCAGCUCAUUGGUAUUUCUUACCACCAGCGUUCCUUCGCUCUGCGUAUCAAGGAAUCCAAGCGCGAGGUUCGCCUCCUCGGUCUGCUCUACGACGCGUCGCGCACCCUCUUCCCUAUGUACUGCCCCGAGUUCGAAGACGAGGACUACAUCAUCAACGAUAGUCUCGACCUGAUUUUGUCCAAGGCGGCCAAGGGCGGCAAGGGCGGCGCUGGCUCUGCCACCCCUCUCCGACUCGUCGGUGAUAUUGGCCGUAUGGGAGACAAGAUCACGGGCGUCUUCGGUAACAUCGCAUCGGAAAUCACUGGAAAGCAAGUCUUCAACCCCAACUCGGCUCACUCUAUCGUCAUCGAGGCUCUGGAGAAAACCAAGCCUUCCGAAGCUCUCGCCCGCCGCAUCUGGAUGUCAUUCGUCGUCGAAGGAAAGGACUCGCUGUACCCCGAUGACUUCCAGGAAGUGCUGGGACCCGCCUACUCGGAGGAAGCCGAAGAGUCUUUUGGCAUGAUUGACAACGACAUGAACGGCGACAUCAGUCUGGAGGAGAUGACUCGCAAGGUGGUGGAGAUCGGCAGGGAACGCAAGGCUAUCACCGAAGGCAUGAAGGACAUCGGUCAGGCACUCCGCGUGUUUGAUAAGGUCCUGAUGUUCGUUGUUCUCCUGAUCGUCGUCUUCAUCUUCCUGGCCUGGUUCCAGUCCAGCUUCCUGACAACCGUCGCUACCGCCGGAACCGCCCUCCUGUCUCUCUCUUUCGUCUUCGCCGUUACCACCCAGGAAUUCCUCGGCUCCUGCAUAUUCCUUUUCGUCAAACAUCCCUAUGACGUCGGUGACAGAGUUGACAUCGUUGGUUCCGAGAAGCAGCAACUCAUCGUGGACAAGAUUUCUCUCCUGUACACCGUCUUCACCCGCAUCGACAAGAUGCAGGUGGUACAGGUCCCCAACAUUACGCUCAACAACCUUUGGAUUGAGAACGUCACUCGCAGCAAAGCCAUGAAGGAAGUUAUUGACCUGAACGUCUCAUACGACACGAGCUUUGAGGAUCUGGAGCUGCUGCGUGUCGAGCUGGAGAAUUUUGUCCGCAACUCAGACAACUCUCGCGAUUUCAUGCCGGAUAUCGCCAUUGGCGUCGCUGGUGUCGGCGACUUGGACAAGCUGCAGCUUAAGAUCGCUAUCAAGCACAAAUCUAACUGGCACAACGAUGCCGUCCGCGCAACCCGCCGCUCCAAGUUCAUGUGCGCCCUGGCCAUGGCCCUCAAGAAGAUCCCAAUCUACGCUCCCGGAGGCGGUGCCGAAGCUCUUGGCGCUCCUGGCAACCCGUCCUACUCUGUGGCCGUGUCCGACCAGUUUGCCGCAUCCGCCCGUGACCAGGCCGCCAAAGAAAAGGAGGCGAAGCGCUUGGUACCCUCCCCUGCCGCCGAAGGUACCGACACGCAACCGGACUCCAACACCGAAAAGCAGGCCGUGCAGGAGCUGAACUUGCGCGACCCGCUGACCGAGGAGGAGUGGGGCUACCGAGUGGGCGACGAACAGACUCUGUCUGGAUCUAGGGACCGCCAGUCGGAGGACCGACGCCGCUCCAACGACAUCGACCGCGUCCGCAGUCAGCUUAUGAAGCGAGCCAGCACCAAGGGCGGCGGCGGCCGUCGCAAGCCCGGCGAAAGCAUUCCCAUGUCGACUAUCAACGACGGGAUGGGCUUGAACUUGGCGCAGACCACAUCACGAAGCCGCAUCUAUGAUGAGGAGGCUGGGACUGGCGUGCCAGACUCGUACAACUCGGCCUACUAUGGCACCCAAUCCCCGAGCUAUCCCAACUACGGACAGACACUGUCCCCUACCAUUUCUCCGCCCCAACAGACUUCCGGGCUCACGCCCCACCCCCUUCAGAGCGCGCCGUCCGGACAGCGUCCACGAGGACGCAGCGUCUCCAACAGCCAACAGCAGAAUGAGGCCGACCAGAGCGGUCAGAAGAAGUAGU
Messenger RNA from Colletotrichum destructivum, 3405 nucleotides. RefSeq names its product Putative EF-hand domain, mechanosensitive ion channel MscS, EF-Hand 1, calcium-binding protein. Gene Ontology annotation, cellular component: membrane. Bases 666 to 3404 code for a protein of 912 amino acids. The record is from RefSeq and is a predicted model, not a curated record. Gene Ontology annotation, molecular function: calcium channel activity; calcium ion binding. Gene Ontology annotation, biological process: calcium ion transmembrane transport; intracellular calcium ion homeostasis. The transcript is spliced from 2 exons. Lineage: Eukaryota; Fungi; Ascomycota; Sordariomycetes; Glomerellales; Glomerellaceae.